AUGGAAAGGGAGGUCCUCUGCGCAGAGAAGGUAAUUGCAGAAACAAAGUGCAAAACGCUUCAACAGAGGCUGGAGACAGAGGGAAAGGAACUGUUGUUAAUGCAGGACAAAAUUACUUCGCUGGAGACGGAUAAGAGGGAGCUAACAGAAGCACUUGAGUCUGCAAAGAAUGCAACUGCGGCAAUACAAGCCAUGCAUGAAAGGGUAUGGAAAUUUUUGGUCGUGAUAAUAGGGAUGUAUUGACUGUGAACGAAAAUUUCCCCUAUGUUUGAGGAUGUAAUGUUUAGGAAAUUAUCACCCGUAUUCUUGUCACAGUAAAAAGAUUUGAUUAUUGCAUGCAUGCACACUCAACUGAGCCCGAAAGAAGUAAAGGACCACAUAAUUAUGUAAUCUUUUGGGACAUAUGGCGUCUUGAUCUCAUUAUUUGAACCAAACAAAAUUGUCAGACACCACAACAAAAAUGAAAUAAAACCAAACUGUAAGCUCCUGAUAACAUAGAUCCAAUGGACCGCUGAUGUUGAUUAACUCUUCUAUUUUCUUUCUCUUACUCUAGAAUGCAGAUUCAAAGAAUGUAACUGAUAUUGCCCCAUUGAAGAAAACCAUAAGCAGUUCUUUAACAGGUAUAGAGAAUCAGUUGUAUGAGCACAACAGUAGACUAUCGACCAUAGAAACAUGCCUGUGUAACAUGUUCAAUAGUGUGUCAACACCAGACUCUUCUUUCAAUGAAUCAUCCACUGUCUUUCCUACUGAACCUCCGACACAUGCUAACAUAAGUUUACUUGCCGAGGAAGAUGCAUCUUUCCCAGCUGUCACACACAACAAACACCACCUCUCAACCCGAAACAAACCGCCACCGCCACCUCUAUUUCCUCUUUGGUGUUUAGUCUGCGGCAAGAGAAAGCCAGAAAAAUUUAAAAAAAAGAAGCAAGGGACAGAAGUCAGUAUGUCCGUGGAAGUAUGGAUGUCUUGUUUACACCAGAAGAAAUGGCAGUGUCAAAUUUGGAUGGGAAAAGAAAUAA
This is a messenger RNA of Porites lobata, 1019 nucleotides long. The record is from the annotation of a GenBank genome assembly. NCBI's taxonomy places the organism in Eukaryota, Metazoa, Cnidaria, Anthozoa, Scleractinia, Poritidae.